GGCCCGCCGCUUCUGCUAUUCUGGCCCCAUUUCGAAUUGGCAUACUGCGUGUGUAUUGUUCUGUCCCGACCUGCACUCGUUUCUCUGGCAUUUAUCGGCCUCCCUGACUUCGCUGCCAUGGGGACUGAUAAUCUCGCCUACACGUCAUCAAGCAGGACGAGAAUAAAGAUUUGAAUUGUAUAGCUGGAUCGACACUCUUACGCUACGACGGGUUUCUUUGCCAAAACAACGAAGGAAAAAGGUAAAUCGCCGUGAGAAAAAUAAUGCAGGAUGAAACAUGAUCCAGCUGGGAACGUCACCGUACAUCACAGAGGAACGGAGUGUCCAGGGUCGUGAAUCUUACGGACUUCGGUUCCUCCUUUUUCCUUCGCCGACGCGCUUUCACCGAGUGACGUCUGCGAGAGCCCGCGAGCUUCUCUCCCUUGCCGUGCCUCCUCAAUCUAAUUAGUUCGACUGCACUGUGAUUAAUGAGACCAGAUCAAGAGGGAAAGGGGGAAGAGCAAAAGAGAGUAGCUGUGAUGAAACGAGAGGAAGAGAGUGAUAAGUGGAAACUUGUACCUGCUUUUCUUAAGGGAAAAGGUCUCGUGAAACAACACAUUGAUUCCUUUAAUUAUUUUAUAAAUGUAGAGAUAAAAAAGAUUGUAAAGGCAAAUGAAAAAGUACUUAGCGAUGCUGAUCCUCUGUUUUAUGUAAAAUAUUUAAAUGUACAUGUUGGAUCGCCAGAUGUGGAAGAAGGUUUCAAUGUGACUCGCUCUACAACACCACACGAAUGUCGGUUGAGAGAUUUAAAUUAUUCUGCCCCUAUCACAGUGGAUAUUGAAUAUAUCAGAGGACAUCAGCCAAUAAUUAGAAAUAACUUAUUGAUUGGGAGAAUGCCAAUUAUGUUAAGAAGUUCAAACUGUGUAUUAAAUGGGAAAUCUCAUUUUGAACUAGCAAAAAUGAAUGAAUGUCCUCACGAUCCCGGUGGUUAUUUUGUAGUAAAUGGACAGGAGAAAGUAAUUCUUAUACAGGAGCAAAUGCUUAGAAAUAGAAUUAUUUUAGAAGAAGAUACUAAGAAUUGUAUUGUAGCAUCUUGUAACAGUUCUACUCACGAAAGGAAAACAAAAACUAAUAUUGUAGGUAAGGCUGGAAGAUAUUACAUGAGGCACAACAUUUUUCAGGAUGAUAUUCCUGUGACAAUAGUAUUUAAAGCAAUGGGAAUUGUGAGCGAUCAAGAAAUCAUGCAACUGAUUGGUACAGAAGAAGAAUUUAUGAAAAAAUUUGCACCCAGCUUGGAAGAGUCUCACGUUUUAAAUGUUUUCGCUCAAAAUCAAGCAUUGAGGUUUCUCAGUAAUAAAAGAAAACAAAAGAGGUAUUCAGUAAUAAAGGCUAGCAUCACAGAUGAAAUGAAAGACAUAUUAGCAACAAACGUUUUAUCUCAUGUUCCUGUUGUAGAUUUUAAUUUUAAAGUGAAAGCAACUUACAUUGCUUUGAUGAUUCGCAAAGUCAUGAAAGCACAAACCGACGGUAAACUUGUAGAUGACAGAGAUUAUUAUGGUAAUAAACGAUUAGAAUUGGCGGGUUCUCUACUAUCUUUAAUGUUUGAAGAUUUGUUUAAAAGAUUCAAUUGGGAGUUAAAGCAAAUUGCUGACAAAAAUAUACCGAAAAUUAAAGCUGCUCAAUUUGAUAUUGUGAAGCACAUGAGACAGGAUCAAAUUACCAAUGGAUUAGCCUUUGCUAUAUCUUCCGGUAAUUGGACGAUUAAACGAUUCAAAAUGGAACGCCAUGGCGUCACUCAAGUGUUGUCUAGACUCUCUUAUAUUUCUGCACUGGGUAUGAUGACACGAGUUAACUCUCAGUUUGAAAAAACCAGGAAAGUAUCUGGUCCGCGAUCUUUGCAACCAUCGCAAUGGGGAAUGCUAUGUCCCAGCGACACUCCUGAGGGAGAAGGUUGUGGUUUAGUAAAAAAUUUGGCUCUCAUGACUCAUAUUACUACAGAAAUCGAAGAGGAACCAAUUGUGAGGUUAGCAUUCAACUUAGGUGUCGAAAAUGUAAAUAUUCUUGGCGGCGAGGAAAUCAAUAAUAAAGAUGUUUACAUGGUUUUUCUAAAUGGUAAUAUUUUGGGUGUAGUCAAAAACUAUCAGAGACUGGUAAAUGUCUUCCGAUUGCUACGUAGGAAAGGCCUUAUAAAUGGUUUUGUUUCAAUACAUACACAACAUCAGCACAGAUGCAUUCAAAUCAGUUCUGAUGGUGGACGAUUGUGCAGACCAUAUAUUAUUGUACAAAAUGGAGAACCUCUUGUACAAGAGGAACACAUCAAAUUGCUUGAGCAAGGUGUACGAUGUUUCGAAGAUUUUCUACAAGAUGGUCUAAUCGAGUAUUUGGACGUGAACGAAGAAAACGAUAGCACUAUUGCAUUCGACGAAUCCCAUAUUCAUAACAAAACAACACACUUAGAGAUUGAACCGUUUACGUUACUUGGAGUUUGUGCUGGAUUAGUACCGUACCCUCAUCAUAAUCAAAGUCCAAGAAAUACUUAUCAAUGUGCUAUGGGUAAACAAGCCAUGGGAACCAUCGCUUAUAAUCAACGCAAUCGUAUCGAUACGUUGAUGUAUAAUUUAGUAUACCCUCAAGCACCUAUGGUGAAAUCUAGAACGAUAGAACUGAUUAAUUUCGAUAAAUUACCCGCUGGUCAAAAUGCAACAGUGGCUGUCAUGUCGUAUAGCGGUUACGAUAUCGAAGAUGCUCUCAUAUUAAAUAAAGCUUCGAUCGAUAGAGGAUUUGGAAGAUGUUUGAUUUAUCGAAAUGCAAAGUGUACGUUAAAAAGAUACGCCAAUCAAACAUACGAUCGAAUAAUGGGUCCAUUAAUAGAUUCAAAUACAAAGAAACCAGUUUGGAAACACGAUAUUAUCGAUAGCGAUGGAAUUGCUGCACCUGGUGAAAUGGCGGAAAAUAGAAAGGUAAUGGUAAAUAAAUCUGCUCCUUCCGCAAAUAUUGGUCCAGUGACCUCUGGUAACGUACAAACACAAACCGAGUACAAAGAGGUUCCAGUUGUAUUUAAAGGCCCUGUUCCUGCAUAUAUUGAGAAGGUCAUGAUUUCCAGUAAUGCAGAAGAUGCAUUUCUGAUUAAAUUAUUGUUAAGGCAAACACGGCGACCCGAGAUUGGCGAUAAAUUUAGUAGUCGACACGGACAAAAAGGUGUAACUGGCUUGAUCGUGGAGCAAGAAGAUAUGCCAUUUAACGACUACGGUAUAUGUCCUGAUAUGAUCAUGAAUCCGCAUGGGUUUCCUUCGCGUAUGACGGUCGGAAAAUUGAUAGAGUUACUCGCUGGAAAAGCUGGGGUUGUGAAAGGCCAGUUUCAUUAUGGCACAGCCUUUGGUGGUUCAAAAGUGGAAGAUGUUUGCCAAGAAUUAGUAAAACAUGGUUACAACUACUUGGGUAAAGAUUUCUUUUAUUCUGGUAUUACAGGAGAACCAUUGCAGGCGUAUAUUUAUUCAGGACCGGUUUAUUAUCAAAAGUUAAAGCAUAUGGUACAAGACAAAAUGCAUGCCCGCGCUCGUGGACCAAGAGCAGUGUUAACGCGUCAACCAACCGAAGGUCGCGCCAAAGAAGGAGGUUUACGAUUAGGUGAAAUGGAACGUGAUUGUUUGAUUGGAUACGGUGCUAGCAUGAUGUUGAUUGAGAGACUCAUGAUAUCUAGCGAUGCGUUCGAUGUUGAUGUGUGUAACAAAUGUGGUCUGAUGGCGUAUAGCGGUUGGUGUCACAGUUGUCGUUCCAGUUCGUGUGUUUCCACGAUUUCUAUGCCCUAUGCCUGCAAGUUACUUUUCCAAGAGUUACAAUCCAUGAAUAUUGUACCUCGUUUGACAUUAAAAAAUUAUUGCGAGUAAUACUACUAUAGUUUAUACAUGUAAAUAUAUUCAUAAUAUUGUUAACACAACA
This is a messenger RNA of Hylaeus anthracinus, 3918 nucleotides long. It is a transcript of the gene RpIII128, whose product is annotated as DNA-directed RNA polymerase III subunit RPC2. The record is from RefSeq and is a predicted model, not a curated record. The coding region runs from base 468 to 3866 and encodes 1132 amino acids. Gene Ontology annotation, molecular function: DNA-directed RNA polymerase activity; ribonucleoside binding; DNA binding. The transcript has 18 exons. Lineage: Eukaryota; Metazoa; Arthropoda; Insecta; Hymenoptera; Colletidae. Gene Ontology annotation, biological process: DNA-templated transcription. Gene Ontology annotation, cellular component: RNA polymerase III complex.